CAUCAACGUUGCCUGCCAAUCGAUGUCCUUGCAGACAUACGAAAUGGGAUGCUAGCUUCGAUUGACAGUCUCGUAGUCCGCUGCAUUGCAUGAGCAGGAGGGACUCCGCAAAGGCCUGCAGCCUAGCAUUGUCAUUGUCCAAACUUGGCUCAACCAACCUGGAGUCGGGGAUAGUUUCGAACACCUCUUUGGCCCAAGUUUUCAUAAUGGAUGAAGAUGGUUUCCGAGACUUUCUGCCCACCUCUUUUGGUGGCGGGGCCGCAGACUUCGACCCGGAGGCUCAGAUGGAAAAGGCCAGGCGGAAAGUAGCUGGGUCGGUGGAGGCGAAAGCUGCCAAAACAGCAAGCUCGACAGGGGAGAACGAUUCAGACGACAAUGAUUCUGAUGAAGACUCGGAAGACGAAGACGAGGACGAAUAUCCUACAUCCCAUGAGAUCGUCUUCAAAACUCAUGACCGUCCAGUCACCACAAUCACCGUGGAUCCCUCUGGCUCGCGGAUGAUUACAGGCUCAACAGAUUGCACCAUCAAAUUGCAUGACUUUGCGACCAUGACACCAAAUACCCUCCGAGCUUUCAAAUCAGUUGAUCCGACAGCAACCAAGUCUUCAGCAAACUCAGAAACCCAUCCCGUUCAUGUCGCGAAAUUCAACCCAAUUUCACCCAGCCAGGUUCUUGUCAUAUCAGCCACACCACAGGCGAAGAUCUUAUCCCGAGAUGGCGAGACAAUCACCGAGUUCGUCAAGGGUGACAUGUAUCUUCGGGAUAUGAACAUGACGAAAGGGCACAUCAGUGAGAUCACCAGCGGCACAUGGCACCCUCACGUGCCAGACCUCUGUGUGACUGCCGGCACCGAUAGCACUCUUCGCAUUUGGGACGUCAACGUGCGCAACAAGCAGAAAGAAGUCAUUGUGCACAAAUCGAAGCUUGCAGGUGCAGCAGGUCGGAGCCGAAUGACUGCUGUGGCCUGGGGAAGUCAAGUCGGAAGUGACAACAGCCUUCUUGUGGCUGCAGCGCUUGACGGCUCUCUAUUGAUGUGGGGUGGAGAAGGACCAUAUCACAGGCCGAGUGCCGAGAUCAGUCAGGCUCACUCAAGCAACACUUGGACAAGCGGGAUCGACAUAAGCUCGGAUGGCCGAUUAGUCGUCACCAGAGGCGGUGAUGAUACCAUCAAACUCUGGGACACGCGCAAGUUCAAGCAGCCAGUCAACACCACAUCUCACAUUUCUACAUCUGCGCAGUAUCCCACAUCGAACAUCAUGUUUGCGCCGGGCAACUCAUCCUCCAUCAUCACAGGCUCGGAAACAGGAGACCUUUACAUCCUGAACCCGGCAACCCUCAAGCCAGAGCUGGUCACACCCAUAACUCCUGGAUCGCCACUCGUCAGCGUCCUAUGGCACGACAAGCUCAACCAAAUUAUCACGGGAAGUGCCAACGCCGAGACGCAUGUCCUCUUCAACCCCAAGAUUUCCACCAAAGGAGCCGUCAUGGUCAUGGCCAAGCCACCCAAACGCCGACACAUCGAUGACGACCCCAGCUUUACCACCGAUCUGUCACAAGGUGUUUCUGGGGAUGCCAUCAUCAACCCGGCCACGAGCAGUGAACCCAUCAAAGGCAGCACUUUUGCAUCCCGACAUCCAACCAUCGGCCUUACCGCGUCAGGCAAGUCGAGAGAUCCGAGAAGACCUCACAUGCCGGAAACCACGCCCUUUUCAAGGAAUCAGCCCGACGAGAAGCAUAUCCGCGAGAGCAUCCCUCUGAGCACGAUGAGGGAAGAGGAUCCUCGAGCGGCCCUGCUCAAGUACGCCGACAAGGCCGAGAAAGACCCUAUGUUCACAAGAGCCUGGGGCAAGACGCAGCCGAAGACCAUCUAUGCCGACCUCAGCGACGAGGAAGACGACGACGGACCGCAGACAAAGAAACAGAAGACUUGAAAAGAAUCGCUUUUGAUUGUAUAUCUCCUCGUCUCCGAAUUCGCGAUACAGCACAUUGCGCCGCGAGAGGAUUGUACCCAAAAAACACCAUCAUCAAAACUGACUUUCUUGUCGUCGGAUGAAGUUUCAUGGCUCGUAUAUGCGUUCGUCCACAUUUACCUGAUACCCAAGAGCGGGAAACAAAGCGCUCGGCUUGCUGAAAAACUCUGUUUGUACAUGCCCCUGGCGUCGGCCCAAGGCAGAAAAAUAUCAAAUACAUUAUAAAUCCCUUCGACGUGCGUCAGAAUGUGGGCGCUCAGCUCCCGCAUUUUCCAAUCAAACCUCUUUCUCAGGCACACCGGUAAUGGCCUCCUUGAUGCCCUUCUUGGUCGGGUGAACGACUCUUUUGAGUCCCAUCCAGGGUGUGUUCAUGGGUGAUUCACCCGUGUAUAUGAAAGUGUCGUACAAGAAUCCUCCGAACGUGCAUCCAAUAAAGGGCGCAAUCAUGGGAAUCUGCCAAGUGCCAACCUUGUUAGUAACACUCACAGACAAUCCUUUCGACUCGAAGCCACAGAGCAGCGAAGAGACAUACCCAAAAGUAAUAACCUCCGGCACUCCACACCUCAUUUCCAUAACCGACGAAAUAGGUGAACAAUCUCGGUCCGAAAUCUCGGGCCAGAUUAAUCGCGUAGCCGGUUUCCCAGCCGAGCGUGGCGCCGAUGCCGAAGAUCAAGAAGAACAGCCCCAGAGGGACCAUGUUGCCGGCGCCGAGAUUCGCGUCGUCCUUAAGCGCGAAAAUGACAAACACAAGAACCGUGCUCGAGACGAUUUCGCUGAAGAACUGGCCCGUCUUGGUCAGGAAGGGUUGCGGG
Exophiala xenobiotica is the source of this 2782-nucleotide messenger RNA. RefSeq lists its product as uncharacterized. Gene Ontology annotation, cellular component: nucleus; site of double-strand break. Gene Ontology annotation, molecular function: protein binding. The transcript has a single exon. NCBI's taxonomy places the organism in Eukaryota, Fungi, Ascomycota, Eurotiomycetes, Chaetothyriales, Herpotrichiellaceae. The record is from RefSeq and is a predicted model, not a curated record. The coding region runs from base 90 to 1931 and encodes 613 amino acids. Gene Ontology annotation, biological process: regulation of DNA double-strand break processing.